GUUACAUUCGAACCGUUCUACUCGCAGCAAGUAAACAUUUCGAAUCGGCGCUUUUAUCCUCUCGAAUAAAUUGCGUACCUGAAUGUGUAGAGCGUGAUUGCGCCUAUUAGCUACUGACCAAUCGAAACGGAAAGGUCGAAUCUCUGUUUUCCGAAUUAGAUUGACGCCUUUGAUUAUUGGCGAAGUGAUUAUAGUAUUUCGCGCCGGCCGGUCAGUGUCGCACAAUUUGCACCGUACAUCAACCUCAAUCAUAUAGGUUUCGAGUGAGACGAACAAGGUCAACAAGCAAAAGUGUGUACAAACGUACGAAAGAAAAAUUCGGUGCCUGUGUAGAUUUGUAGUCGCUAAUUCGGUGUGGUGCGCGAAGUCGCUACUACCCGAGCGGGUUAUUAUUGGAUUCUCAGCGCAAGGAAAGAGAACCAUGUAAACUGGACACCACUUGGAAGUGAGUGCUAGGAACAUAACUCGGAGUGAAUCAAAUUGAGACAGUGGUGAUCAGCGACCCUCAGUGAAAGCAAAGAGAAAACAGCAAACGAUCUGUUAGUGAUUGUGCAUAAAACAUUUCAAAAUUUCUCGGGUGAAAUCGCAGAACCUUUCAAGACACAAGAAGUGUGAGUGUUCGUUUGCCAAAAACAGAUAAACAAGUCAGCGGAAAAUUCCCAUUCAACCGGAAGAACCACACAGAAGCGAUUCUCGGAAGGCAUUCCUUGUUGUUGCAUUUGGAACUACUGACCCACAGAAAGACACCAGCAACGUUACUUUGUCCUCUAAUUCCAUUUAAUGGAUACCAAAAUGAAUCUAUCGUUUGCCGGUUGUGGUUUUCUCGGAAUCUAUCACGUCGGAGUGGCCGUGUGCUUUAAAAAGUAUGCACCCCAUCUGCUGCUGCAUCGAAUCAGUGGAGCCUCGGCCGGCUCGCUGGCGGCGUGCUGCUUGCUCUGCGAUAUGCCUUUGGGUGAAAUGACCUCGGACUUCUUUCGGGUGGUGAAUGAAGCGCGCAGCCACUCGCUGGGUCCGUUCAGCCCGCGGUUCAACAUUCAAACGAGCCUGCUGGAGGGUCUGCAGAAGUUCUUGCCGCCGGAUGCGCACGAGCGCGUCAACGGCAAGCUGCACGUUUCACUAACCCGGGUGUACGACGGCAAAAAUGUGAUCGUGUCACAGUUCAACAGCCGGGAGGAUUUGCUACAGGCCUUACUCUGCGCGUGCUUCAUCCCGGUCUUCUCCGGGAUCCUUCCGCCUCGCUUCCACGGCGUACGCUACAUGGACGGGGCAUUCUCCGACAAUCUGCCAACCCUGGACGAAAACACCGUCACUGUCAGUCCGUUCUGCGGCGAGUCGGACAUUUGCCCCCGCGACAACAGCUCCCAGAUGUUCCACGUCAACUGGGCCAACACCAGCAUCGAGCUGUCCAAACAGAACAUGAACCGGUUCGGGCGCAUCCUGUUCCCUCCGCGUCCGGAAAUUCUGUCCUCAUUCUGUCAGCAAGGGUUCGACGAUGCACUGAACUUCCUCCAUCGGAACAAUCUGAUCAGUUGCACCCGGUGCCUAUCGGUGCAGUCGACCUUCUCGGUUAUUGAUCAGCCGAAACAGCUGGAGGAGAAGCUCCUGGAAGAGUACGAUCCCGAGUGCAGUGAGUGCAAGGAUUGUAAUGAGCAUCGACAGAAUGCUCUCGAUGGUAGCAUGCCCGACACAGUGCUGACCGUGUUCCAAACGUACAUCGAGGAAGCAAAUAAGGGGCUAAUGAACUGGGUGUUCCGACACCGGGGAGCCAGACUGCUGAAGGCAUUGUCGCUGCCGGCCACAUUGCCAGCGGACAUCAUGGUCGCUACCGUCACCAAUGCCGUUGGCGAACGUGUUGAACGGCGCCAGUACCGGUACAAGGUUCUAGGAAACAUAAUCUGCCCCUCGACUGCUGCUGGUAGCAGUUCGGAUGGUGUUAGUGUAGGUGGGCCGGUGAAUCCCUGCUGCAGUAAAUGCCGGACACGGCAGCAGCGAGCACUUGCACUUGUCGGCAGAGACGAAGUAUCUACGGUUAACAUCCACACCGCCAGAAUGGUGCCAGAAAUGGAUCCGAUGCUCCAGGCACUAGAGAUACGGUUGAGACGACUCCUGGUAGCGACUCCCAGCAUAGGCAGUCAGCUCUGGUCGGUCAGUAAAUUUGCCCUCAAAACCCUGAACGUUAUCCUCCAGCGAGUUCGCCGGGAGCAGCAGAUGACAGCCAGUUUGGAGUGUCAGGUGGCCUACACAGAGUACUUCGGUAGCGGAGGAAAACUGGUCAGUACUCACACAAAACGGCUAAGUAACCGUGCCUCCGUGGGGUCUCUGAUGGACGUGCGGGUGGAUAAUGGAAACGAGUUAGUUGCCAUUCCUGGUGUCGGUGGCCCCGUGGGUAAUGGAGAAAACGAUCAAAUUGAUCAUCACAAGUACGGUCGGGGUAGGGCGGACCAGGAAGCCGGUGAAGACGUUCAUCCAGACUACGACACUUUCGAUCACAUUCUACAGGCGACCACCCACCAUGACGCCAUGUACGCUUACUGCUACAUGGGCGAGGACAACAAGGUGAAGGUAACGGAGAUAUUCGACAUUACGGACGAUUGCAACCCGGCGCUGCAGACGGUACAGGAGCGGGAGGUGAACCAACAGCUGGAGUUCGAUAGCGAGUGGGAAACGACACAGCCAGAUUUCAUCUACACCCCUUCGUACGAUCGAGACAAUCUGAUCGAUGUCGAUGAGCUGAUGGAACCGUGCCUGUAUCCGAACCAGCACCCGCACGCGCAUCACUACCGCCACGAGUACACCCACAAGCAAAGUCAUCCCGCCGAUGAGAACAACCCGUCCGGAACGCCUCCGCUGCAGUGGCAGCAGCUCCAGAUCGAAGAACUGCCCGGCGACGGCGAUGGCAGUGACGCCUAUCUGCAACCGGAAGCGGACCAGCAGCAGGCCCUGCUGUCGGAAGCUACCGCGCUUCUGCUCAGUCAACCGCCCAGCUCAUCGGUCUAUUCGAUCGUCGAAAUGUGAUCCGCACGCACGCUGGAACAGCGUCCUCCGCCACUACUGACGUACACCAUGUUGAUAUUAGUCCAUUAACGGAAUCCAUACAGUUACCAUAACAAACAAUACCUAAAACAGGGAUGCAACGUGAGAGAAUCUUUGCUUACAAUGUAUGUGUGUGUGCAGUUUGUGUGUCGAAGAGUGUGUUGAGUUGUUCACCCACAACUGCAAGUUGAUGCGUGUUUUAUAAUCGAAUCUUAUGCUUGAGGAUGAGUACGAAGGACGACGUGCCAGUAGCGGAACUAAUAGGCAGGAACCUAUAAGUUUCUAGACAGAAUCAAAGUCCCAACCGUCCCUAAAAUGACAAUGAAGAACAAUACUAAAGUUAAUGCAAUGAAGCGAGUGUGAGAGUGAUUAUCAUUCUUCAUCAGUGUAUUUUAUCAUGUCGAGUAUCCGAACCAAAUCGUAUUUUGCCUUGUUUUUAAUUUUAAUAAACUGAAAACUAGAAUGUGAUCUUCAAGAAUGUUACAAUACUGGAAGCUAUCCAAAGGCUGUGCAAUCGGGAGAGUUUCCUUUGUCAGAUCCCGUAAAUAGUGAUCGUAACUGAGAAAACGAUGCUAGAUAUAGAGAAAUACUAAUCAAACGAAACCAUUGUACCUUAGCAGUAGCCAAGUGAAUAGCUCAUAUCGAGAGAAAACAUUCAACUAAAGUAAGAUGAAACAUGAAGUUUUAUUGCGUAGUAGUUAUUUUAUUUUCUUGAAUACUUUUGUCAAAUAUAUUUUAGCCAUUUGAAAUUAUGUCUCGUAUUGUAUGGUUUGUAAUAGAGGCCAAUGGCAAACAUUGCAUUCACUGUUCGAUAGAUAAUAUUUUAUUUGAUUUUUUACUAUAAUUUAUAUUCAUGCAGCAUGCGAAGUAAUAUAGUCCGGUCGGUGAUGUAACUGCAGAUCCAUUAUUUAUAUUAUAUGUGAUUAUUUACGAUGAAAUAAAAGUUUUCAAACAA
Messenger RNA from Armigeres subalbatus, 3988 nucleotides. RefSeq names its product 1-acylglycerol-3-phosphate O-acyltransferase Pnpla3-like. The record is from RefSeq and is a predicted model, not a curated record. Gene Ontology annotation, molecular function: triacylglycerol lipase activity. Gene Ontology annotation, cellular component: membrane; lipid droplet; cytoplasm. Bases 781 to 3015 code for a protein of 744 amino acids. NCBI's taxonomy places the organism in Eukaryota, Metazoa, Arthropoda, Insecta, Diptera, Culicidae. Gene Ontology annotation, biological process: lipid homeostasis; triglyceride catabolic process. The transcript is spliced from 9 exons.